AUGGAUGCAAAUAUAACUAACAACACUCCAUCCACUACGGCUAAUGGGGAUGUUCCACUAUCUAUGAAAUUCUUACACAAACCAAGACGAUCAGUGGAUUUAUAUAUCAAAUCUAAUGAUCAAACAAAACUAAACAGUAAAUUAAAUGCUCAACCAAUCAAUGUCGAUACCACCAAUACAAACACUUCACCAACAUCAUCUGAUUAUUUCAAUAUAACUUCUUCAACAACUUCUCCCCCUCCGGAAUUGGAGGAUUAUAAAUUGGUACGCAAAAAGUCAGGUGAAUUGGUUAAACCUUCAUUAAAAAGUCCCACUUAUUAUUAUAAGAAAAGAUCAAUGUCAUUGCCUUCAACUCCAACUUAUAAACAAGUCCAUUUUGGUGGCUCAAAUGAUGUCAAGUAUUUCCAUAAAAAGGAUAGACCAACUGCUAUUUCCGCAUCUAAUUCCCCAAGAUUACUUGCUGCUGAUCACUCACCUUCAUUAUCUUCAUCUUCAACCGAUGAGGAUGAGGAGGAUGAUGAGGAUGAUUAUUGUGAUAAUGGUCGUUCGUCUACAUUUUAUGAUGAUGUUGAUAAUGAUUACUCUUGUGAAAGUCAAGAUUCUUGUGAUGAUUCAGAUAUUUCUGAUGGUGAAAAUUUUGCAGGUCCAAAAAGUUCCAGAGGUUCCAAGAGCUCUUCAAGAUUUCACAAACCUUCAUUUGAUUGGGAAUUGAAAUUGACCAAUUUUGCUCCGUUAUCAUAUCUAAGAAAGAUUGAAGGUGGAACACCUGUUUUUUUGGAAAAGAUGUUUAUUUCAAGUGAUAAAAGAUAUUUAUUGGGUUAUAUUGCAGUUAAAAAUAUGGCAUUUGAAAAGCAUUUAACUGUACGUUAUUCUUUAGAUCAAUGGUUAACUAUAGUUGAAAUCCCUACCAUUUAUUUAGGAGAAAGACCUGAAGUUUUAAAAUUAAAUGAUUAUGAUAGAUUUAUGUUUAAAAUUCCUUUGAAUAACUUGUUUAAUAGUUUAAAGUUUUCCAAGAAUAGUUCAACGGAUUCAUUAGAUAAUUAUCAGGAAGUUCAUGAAAGAACUUAUCAAAUGUGUAUUAAAUAUGAUACAGAUAAUAAGGAAUUUUGGGAUAAUAAUAGUUAUAAGAAUUAUGAGGUCAAAUUAAAGAGAUUUUUGCAUCAUCAUCCACAUCACAACCACCAUCACCAUCUUCAUCCUCAAACAAUUGGUACUCAAAUUCAAGAUCAUGCAAAGAAACCAAGAUAUUCCAAUUCAUAUCUUAAAAGAGUUGCCUCUGAUUCUGAUAUAGAAUCAUUAAUGAAAUCGGCAGAAUCCUCAACAGAAGCUGAAUCAUCAAAUGACCAAAAUAAUAAAGAUGAAGAUAAUUUGAGUAAUCCUUCAGAAAUCAGUGAUUUUGUCAAGAACAAUUAUUAUUUAUCAUCACCUUUAUUGUCUUCAAUAUAUAAGAAUCCCGAUGUCACUGAUGAUUAUUUCACAAGUUCAUGUAUUGCAUCAAAUAGAAAUGGUAGUGGCAAUAAUAAUAAUAAUAAAGCUAAUGAAAGUCAAGCUAAAUAUAAGACCAAGUUUCAACCUCAUUUAUCGAAAUUGGAUACCUCAGAUUUUAAUAGAAAUUUCGUGGAUGAUAAUUUGAGACAACCAAGAUCUACUACUACUACUGCAUCAAAGAAUAAUAAUAAUAAUAAUGAUAAUAAUAAUAGUAAGAACGCAACUCGUACCAAUAAAUCAACAACUUCUAAAACUACCAAUUCAGCAACAAGUUCAGUUGGACCAUCAAUUACUGGAGUUUCUAAUCGUAACAAGUUUCUUAAUUCCAAGAGUUAUAAAGAAUUGUUGGAGAAUUAUUGUUUCUUUUCAUCUGAUAAUCAAGAGGUUGAUCCAAUUGAUUCAACAAAUAGAAAUAAUUCAACCAGUAGUUCAAGUAGUAGUUCAUCUGAAGAAACUGAGAAAAUCACAAGAAAUGGUUCAUUUACUGUUUCUUCAUUUUUGGGUACUUAA
Messenger RNA from Candida tropicalis MYA-3404, 1998 nucleotides. RefSeq lists its product as uncharacterized. Gene Ontology annotation, biological process: regulation of glycogen biosynthetic process. Lineage: Eukaryota; Fungi; Ascomycota; Pichiomycetes; Serinales; Debaryomycetaceae. Gene Ontology annotation, molecular function: protein phosphatase 1 binding; glycogen binding. The transcript has a single exon. The record is from RefSeq and is a predicted model, not a curated record. Gene Ontology annotation, cellular component: protein phosphatase type 1 complex. Bases 1 to 1998 code for a protein of 665 amino acids.